Molecule: messenger RNA, 420 nt
Organism: Fusarium redolens
Lineage: Eukaryota; Fungi; Ascomycota; Sordariomycetes; Hypocreales; Nectriaceae
Product: HSP20-like chaperone
Exons: 1
Biological process (GO): chaperone-mediated protein complex assembly; protein folding
Cellular component (GO): cytosol; nucleus
Molecular function (GO): protein-folding chaperone binding; Hsp90 protein binding
Source: RefSeq, a predicted model, not a curated record
GUCCUCUGGGCCCAGCGAUCCUCCGUCGCCGACGCCUCCAAGAACUUCAUCUACCUUACCAUCUCUGUCCCUGAUGUGCCCAAGGACAGCCUCACUCUCGACCUCCAGCCUACUAAGCUCAACUUCACCGGCACCUCAUCCACUCUCAAGAAGAAGUACCAUGUCGAGCUCGAGUUCUGGGGCGAGAUCGACCCCGCCGAGAGCAAGAUCAACCACACUGCCAAGAACGUUGAGAUAAAGCUGCAAAAGAAGGAGCUCAAGGAGGAGUACUGGCCCAGAUUGCUCAAGGACUCCAAGCGCGUCCACUUCCUCAAGACCGACUUCGACAAGUGGGUUGAUGAGGAUGAGCAGAACGAGGCCCCUGAGGACGACUUCUCUCAAUUCGGUGGCAUGGGUAAGUCGAAUACAAAUCCUAAUUGA